AUGCUAUUCUCUUUGACUGAUGCGAUGCGACGGACGAGGCUUGCACAGACUUCAACGACGCGAUGCAUCAGCUACGCAUGCAAGACCAAAUCCAAAGAAGAAACCCACUGGCAGCGUCCUCCGGACCCGACUACAUCGUCGUUUGGAAUUGACGUCUUUAUGGUACUAGUUGCAUCUGCCCUGACUAUGUUUGAAAGACCGUUGGAUUUGAGCCAGAACUUCCCGAGAACGCUCGCAGGAGAACCAUCUCCAAAGGGUCAAGACCUUCUAGACCUCUCGAAUGGGAGGGCAGUUGUCAUUGGGAUGGACAUUAACCACUUCUCGACGACCGACCAUGAUACGAAACUGAAGGGCAACGGCUCUCCGAGUCCAGCUUCAGGUCGCCAAUCAGCAGCUAUGCUAUCCAACCAACUCGUCCUCUUCUCCAUUCUCGUUUGUGGCCUGUUCGUCACCGCGGCACCCGAAAAGCGUUUUAACUGCAAUAACUACGAACUGGAAAAGCGUGGUGAGCAGCCCGAGAGACGUUUCUACUACAACAACUACGAAGCUCAAAAGCGUAACGAGCAACCAGCUGAGAGACGCUUCUACUACAACCACUACGACAUGGAGAAGCGAGGGGAUGAGGCGGAGGAGAGGCUAGUAGAUGAUGUUCCGGAGUCCGUCGCCGCCUAA
Molecule: messenger RNA, 672 nt
Organism: Pleurotus ostreatus (oyster mushroom)
Lineage: Eukaryota; Fungi; Basidiomycota; Agaricomycetes; Agaricales; Pleurotaceae
Exons: 5
Coding region: 1-672 (223 amino acids)
Source: RefSeq, a predicted model, not a curated record